Phragmites australis (common reed) is the source of this 1577-nucleotide messenger RNA. RefSeq lists its product as uncharacterized. The coding region runs from base 576 to 1349 and encodes 257 amino acids. NCBI's taxonomy places the organism in Eukaryota, Viridiplantae, Streptophyta, Magnoliopsida, Poales, Poaceae. The transcript is spliced from 4 exons. The record is from RefSeq and is a predicted model, not a curated record.
AGAGGGAUCGAGCAGGAGUGGGAGGAAAGCAAGUCAAAGAAAAAAAAAGAAAAUCCGCGAAGAAAAGCGAUUCGGUCUCCUCAUCACCAUUCACCGCUGCGGCCGGCCGCCUCCUCAGAUCUGCGGAGAUCCAGCCUCGCCGGCGGCGGCGGCGGCGGCCAGAGUCCAGGAUGCCUUCCACGGUGCAGCCGCGCCGCCUCCCCCGCGACGACACCCUGCUCCUCCCCUCCGCCUGCUCCCACCGCCUCAAGCCCUGGUCUUGGCGUCCCCAAUCCCUCCUCGCCUCCUCCUAACGCCCACCGUCGAUCCAUCUGUCCACCCUUCCUCCUAGCUCUACCCUCUGCUGCUGCUUCUCUCCUCUCACGCCCGCUGGAAUUCUUCCUCGCCACAGUCGUUUUGUUUCCUCCCGUCGGUUGACUUACGUAGUGAGUUCCGUGUUGUCUGUUGCACCGGAUCGGAUUGCUCGCUCGCUUUCUGGAUUGGAUCUGUGGUGCUGGGAGUCAGCAUCAGUUUGGUUUAGCGGUUUCAGGUUUGCAGUGUUAGUGUAUCACUGCUACCAGCAAGCUAUUGACUUGAUGGGUGGUCAUUCCUGCGGUCUAGAGGGAGCACCGGGUGUGACACCUGGCGGUGUCUCUCUUGCCGGCGCUGUCUGCACCGAUAUUCCGCCAGAGAAGCGUUGUGCCUUGGUUGAUGAAACCUGUCAACAGGCGGAGAGUGGCAAUGGUUCGUUGGAGGCUGAAAUGUGCUUGGGUUUCUCCAAGUCUAUCAGUUUGGGAGUGAAGAAAGGCCUUCAGAAGUGCUCGACUUUUCCUACCUCUUCUAGUGAGCCUCAACAGGAUGUUGGUUCAUGCCGCCAUGUUGAUGACAGACAGGAUGCUCCAGUUUAUGAGCGUUCAGUGUCCUUACCUCCAACUUUGAAGCUCGUAUCUGCUAUGAAAGGAAGCCGCCAAAAGAAUGGAAUGGAAUCACCAACUGAAAAUCGCCACGUGAAAUGGGCCCCUGACGUGUAUGAUCCCCCUGUGACGUCGGUAUGCCAUUCAGUGAAUAGCAGUUAUCAGCAUCGGUCCAAGCCCCGCAAGAAGGAGAAGAACAAACAGAAGAAAAAGCAGAAGAGGAAGCCCAAGAAAAAUCAACAGAAUUCUAUCCAAAAUCCAUCUGUACUACAGGCUCCUGAUCUUGGGUUGAAAGAUGUUUGCACCUCUGGUGGUCGGUCUGCACUAGACGACCUCGGUAGACUUGAGGCUGAGAUGGUGGAUUACAGCAUUGGCAAUCAAGAAGCCAAAUGUGGAAGCAGCUUCCUGCGUGAAACUAUCGCUAAAAUGCAUUUCUCGAUUGCUGAAGCUUCCUGAGAGGCGCUUGGGUUCUGCAGAUGCUCCUCCAUUGUGUAAAUAUGAUGAAUGUAUAUAAAUAAAUCUAGGUUGCUGCUGUUGUCGUGUGUUUCCUGUUUGCAUGAGGCGUUUUCUAGCUUCUGGCCUGUUGUUGUUUGGAGCAAUAAGCAUAACCUUUUGAACAUAUUGUGUUUUGUAUGUUUUGAUGGACAGAUUUAUCUUUAAUCCAUGACUGCAGUUGUUGCCUUA